Messenger RNA from Cyphellophora europaea CBS 101466, 2469 nucleotides. RefSeq lists its product as uncharacterized. The record is from RefSeq and is a predicted model, not a curated record. Lineage: Eukaryota; Fungi; Ascomycota; Eurotiomycetes; Chaetothyriales; Cyphellophoraceae. Bases 1 to 2469 code for a protein of 822 amino acids. Gene Ontology annotation, molecular function: zinc ion binding. Gene Ontology annotation, cellular component: cytoplasm. The transcript has 2 exons.
AUGCCGGCGCGCGUGCGGAUGAGGUGGACGGCUUAUGCUGGAGUCUCAACGGCUCUGGCCGGCUUCGUCAUUCUCAAAGCCCUCGCGCAACGGCCAAACUUCUACUCAGCCGCCGUUUACCUCUCGCAAUCCUCAGCGAAUCUCAUGAUCCUUACGAACCUCAUUUUCGUUACCGCCUGUACAGUAUUAUUUGGUUUGCAGAAGCUUCUAUACGGACCGCUCCGUCCGAUCGAAAUCGAGCAGUUGUACGAGAAAGCUUGGUUUGCCGUGACAGAAACAUGUUUGGCCAUGACAAUUUUCAGAGGCGAGAUAGGGCCUUGGUUCUUGGUCAUGUUCUUCUCGUUGUUGGCGGGAAAAGUAUGGGGUUGGAUUGGCGAGGGAAGAGUCGAGAUUCUUGAACAACAGCCACCGCGAAAUCCGAAGUUGUUCCAUACUCGACUCGCUCUGAGUCUGGGGUUGAGCGUCGCCUUUGACGUGUCCAUGCUUGAGUACAUCAUCCUUCAAGUCAUGCGCAUGGCCAAGCCGGACAUGAUGGUCAUGUUUGGGUUUGAAUUCGCUAUACUAUCGAUCUCAAGCCUCAGUACCGCAUUUCGGUACGCCAUUCAGCUGUUUGAGAUGGGCGUGGUAAGGGAACAAAAAAGAGUUCGAGCAGAAACGAUGCGCAGGGAGCGAAUGGACGCCGCUAGGGGAGACCUCGAAGCCGCCGAACGCAGAGUCGCACAGCCUCCAGCCGAUACGACUGAAUCAACUCCUGCUAUGUCCGUCGAAGAUGCACGUGCGGCUCUGCGGCGAGCCGAACAACCCGUCGAUGACAACGAGGUCGAAGUUGAGGGCUGGGAGACGAAAGGAAGAUGGGUCUUCUACCUGGACCUGGCAACUGACUUCUUCAAACUCGUUGUCUACCUGUCAUUCUUCAUCAUAUUGCUGGUAUUCUACGGACUGCCUAUCCAUAUCAUGAGGGACGUCUUCCUUACAACACGCUCGUUCUUCAAGCGGAUUUCUGAUUUCAUGAAAUAUCGGACAGCCACAAGAGACAUGAACGAAAGAUAUCCCGAUGCGAAUGCAGACGAGAUCGGGAGGGAGGAUGUCUGCAUCAUCUGCAGGGAGGAGAUGCGACCCUACCAGGCUCCUGCACCAGGACAACCACCUGCGAAUCCAGCGGUAGAGCGAAUGAGACCAAAGAAACUACCUUGUGGGCAUGUCCUGCACUUUGCCUGCCUCAGAAGUUGGUUGGAGAGACAACAAGUGUGUCCGACCUGCAGGCGCUCGGUCGUGCCCACUCCAGCCACAGGUCCGACCACUGCUGUACAGCCAGGAGCCAAUGGUCAGCCGGGACAGCACCCACCAGGUGAUCGACCGGGACCCAGAGUGUACCAGUUCGGUCCACUACGCAUCGGCGUUGGCGCUGCCAGGGGCAACAAUAUGUUUGAGGAACUGCAGCAGCAGCUUGCCGACGGAAGAGCUGCGGCAGGCCCUCGAGGUGACCAGAAUGCUCCUCAACAGUAUGGCUUCGGCAUCAGGUGGGAUGGGAGGCACAGAACUCGGCGGAGACACAGAGAACCUCAAGGAUCGCUGAGGGAGCAGUUGGAUAGCGUUGAGCAGCAGAUUCAGCAAGAAAUGCAAGCUCUAGCGCAGAGCUCGAGGGAGUACGCUCUGUUGAGAUCAAUGCAAGUCGAGCUGGACAGAGUGCGUGCAAGCCGAAACCAGACGGGAGCCCAAGGAGCUGCAGCAGGAGUUCAGCCUGCACCCGGGCUAUCACUACCUCCAGUGCGCCCAGUACAGGUCCUGCAGGCAGCGUCAGGCGAGCAGCUAGUUGCGGCGGGAAGCGACCAGCUUCCGCCAGGACUUACAAUUCCGGAGGGGUGGACGCUGAUGCCUCUCCGACCCGCUGCUGCUCCUCAAGCGGCUGGACAAAUGCCUUCGGUAAUGACUCAGAUGACACCUCAGCAACCAGUGGCGGCCCCGCCCACCUCACAACAACCACCACCAAUGACCGUCCCGGCCGUACCUGAUCAUAUCCGAGCCAUGUUCAACUUGCCCGGUCAGACAGAUGGCGAAACCAUGACUACUGGCAGCCAAAUGAGCAAUCCGGUCCAAGCACCGCCGUCCAGCGCAGAGGCAUCGAGCACACAGACGAGCAUUGAUCGACCAACAGUAAGCACUACCGCUGUACCGACUACAAAUGGAGAAAGCGUGCCCAGCCAAGAACCACCCGUACAGCAGAACGGCGACAGCCAUGUCCAACCUCCAUCAGCACCAUCCAUUGCGGCGCCUUCUGCACCAGAGUCGCUCCCUAUUUGGGGCUCGCCAUCAGACGCGCAGGGAAACGGAGAAAGCAGCGAUAGGCAAGUCGAAGCUGAGUCGGCCACUAAUACAGUUGCGCCUAAGUCUGCUCAGGAAGCAUCCACGUCGAGUAAUGCUCCAUCGAAGCACGCAACAGUGGAAGACAUGGUGGAAGAUCCGGAUUGA